AUGGCCGUUACGCGGACCUCGUCCGACCUCUCCGACCUUGAGCGUGUCUCCCACGGAAAAGAGACCGUUGCGCACGAUGAGUGCCCACGAACUGGCGGUAUGAGACCUGAAGACGUCGAUUUUCUCGCCAAUUUCCCAGAAGAUAGGAAGAAGAAGACCGUUCGCAAGGUUGAUUACCGCCUUAUCCCUAUGCUCGUUCUGCUGUACCUCAUGGCCUACCUCGACAAAACCAACAUUGGCAACGCCAAGAUCGAAGGCUUGCUAGUCAGCCUCGACAUGACUGGCGUGGAAUACAACGUUGCAGUCUCCGUGUUCUUCAUCCCUUUCGUCCUAGCCGAAGUCCCGAGCAACAUGGUUCUCCACCUCUUCAAGAGACCUUCUCUUUACAUUGGCGGCAUUGUCGUGUGCUGGGGCAUCGUCAUGACGUGCAAUGGCGUCGUCCAGAGCUACGGUGGCCUGAUUGCCGUCCGAAUCUUUCUCGGCCUUUUUGAAGCAGGUUUCCUCCCCGGCGCCAUCCUGAUCAUCUCCAAGUGGUAUCUACCCAACGAGACACAGACUCGAAUCGCUCUCCUGUAUACUUCCGCAGCGUCCGGAGGAGGCUUUUCGGGACUUCUUGCUUUUGCCAUUGCCAAGAUGGACGGGGUCGGCGGUUACGAGGGAUGGAGAUGGAUCUUCAUCAUCGAAGGGGUGGCAACGGUAGCCAUUGGGGUCAUGUGCUUCUUCUUCCUCGUCGACUCUCCUGCCUUGUCGAAAUGGCUUGACGCCGACGAAAAGCGAUACCUCGAGCUCCGACAGCAGGUCCGGCGGGUCGUUCGACCGGACGAGUUCCGAGACAGCCACUUUGACAAACACGCCAUUCUCUCGGUCCUGACGGACUGGAAAAUCUACCUGUUGAUCCUGGUCAACUGGUCCAACGCGGUCCCCAACUACGCCAUGAAGUUCACCAUGCCCCAGAUCAUCAAGAACAUGGGCUACACCUCGGCCAAUGCGCAGCUCCUGACGAUCCCGCCGUACGCGGUCGGUGCCAUCUCGGCCUACGUCUUCUCCGUGUUCGCCGACCGGCACUCCUGGCGCAUGCCGUUCAUCGUCGGGCCGCAGCUGUGCCUGAUCGUUGCUUUCAGCAUCUUGUUCGCCAAGAGCGCCGACAUCAAGAACAACAUCGCCCUGUGCUACUUUGCUGUGUGCCUCGCCUGCUUUGGCAUGUACCCGAUUCUGCCCGGAGUCAACGCGUGGAACCUCGCAAACACGCCCAGCCCCACGAAGCGAGCCAUCAGCAUUGGGUUCUUGGUCUGCGUCGGCAACAUCGGCGGCCUCAUCGGCAGCUACAUCUACCUCGACAAGGAGGCGCCGAGGUACCCGACUGGGUUCGGCACUUCCUUCGGCUUCGCCUCGGCCGGAGUGGUCGCAGCCGUCACUCUUGAGCUUUUGUUGAAGAGACUGAAUAAGAAGAAGGAACUUUUGAGCGAAGAUGAAGUGAGGCAACGCUAUACCGACGAAGAACUUGACCGCAUGGGAGAGAGGAGCCCCUUGUUCAAGUAUGCUCUCUAA
Colletotrichum higginsianum IMI 349063 is the source of this 1548-nucleotide messenger RNA. Its product is annotated as Major facilitator superfamily transporter. The record is from RefSeq and is a predicted model, not a curated record. NCBI's taxonomy places the organism in Eukaryota, Fungi, Ascomycota, Sordariomycetes, Glomerellales, Glomerellaceae. Gene Ontology annotation, molecular function: transmembrane transporter activity. Bases 1 to 1548 code for a protein of 515 amino acids. The transcript is spliced from 5 exons. Gene Ontology annotation, cellular component: membrane. Gene Ontology annotation, biological process: transmembrane transport.